GCCGAGUCGGCGCUGCGGGAACUUUCGCGGCGGCUCUAAUGGCCGCGCGCGGGCCGCUGUGAGGCGCGGCGGCGACGAGCGGGCGCGGGGCCGCGGAGCCGCGAGCGAGCGCGGGAGGGAGCGAGCGCGGGGCCGGAGCCCCGGCCAGGCCCGGCCCGAGCCGCCUGCCCCCGCGAUGCGCCCCGGGGCCGCCGCCCGGCGCAGCUGACGCCCGCGGCCGCGUCGAGACCCGGCGGCCCCGAGCCCAGCCCAGCGCCGGCACCAUGGCGGGGAAGGCGGCCGCGCCGGGCGCCGCGGUGCUGCUGGUCACCGCCAACGUGGGCUCGCUCUUCGACGACCCAGAAAACCUGCAGAAGAACUGGCUUCGGGAAUUCUAUCAGGUCGUACACACCCACAGGCCCCACUUCAUGGCCCUGCACUGCCAGGAGUUUGGAGGGAAGAACUACGAAGCCUCUAUGUCCCACGUGGACAAGUUCGUCAAGGAGCUACUGUCCAGUGAUGCCAUGAAGGAGUACAACAGGGCACGAGUCUACCUGGACGAGAACUACCGCUCACAGGAACAUUUCACGGCCCUGGGAAGCUUCUACUUCCUGCAUGAGUCCCUGAAGAACAUCUACCAGUUUGACUUCAAAGCUAAGAAGUAUAAGAAGGUGAACGGCAAGGAGGUCUACUCAGACACGCUGGAGAGCACGUCCAUGCUGGAGAAGGAGAAGUUCCCACAGGACUACUUCCCGGAGUGUAAAUGGUCACGAAAGGGCUUCAUCCGGACAAGGUGGUGCCUCGCUGACUGUGCCUUCGAUUUGGUGAACAUCCAUCUUUUCCACGACGCAUCCAACCUGGUUGCCUGGGAGACGAGUCCAUCCGUGUACUCGGGCAUCCGGCACAAGGCACUGGGCUAUGUGCUGGACAGAAUCAUUGACCAGCGAUUUGAGAAAGUUGCCUACUUCGUCUUUGGUGAUUUCAACUUCCGGCUGGAUUCCAAGUCUGUGGUGGAGACACUGUGCACCAAGGCCACAAUGCAGACAGUGCGGGCUGCCGAUACCAACGAAGUUGUGAAGCUGAUAUUCCGUGAGUCGGACAAUGACCGGAAGGUCAUGCUGCAGCUGGAGAAGAAGCUCUUCGACUAUGUCAACCAGGAGGUGUUUCGGGACAACAACGGCACGGCACUCCUGGAGUUUGACAAGGAGCUGUCCGUCUUUAAGGACAGGCUGCAUGAGCUGGACAUCUCAUUUCCUCCCAGCUACCCAUAUAGUGAGGACUGCACCCAGGGCGAGCAGUACAUGAACACCCGGUGCCCCGCAUGGUGCGACCGCAUCCUCAUGUCCCCAUCUGCCAAGGAGCUGGUGCUGAGGUCGGAGAGCGAGGAGAAGGUGGUCACCUACGACCACAUCGGGCCCAACGUCUGCAUGGGGGAUCACAAGCCCGUGUUCCUGGCCUUCCGCAUGGCGCCCGGGGCAGGUAAACCUCACGCCCGUGUGCACAGGUGUUGUGUGGUGCAGUGACGUGGUGGGAGGCGGGGCGCGGGUGAGCAGACCCCGACCUCGUAGCGGCCCGCGCCCCGCCCGACGCGCUUCAGCUCCGGACGACCCGGAAGCCUCACAUACCUCACCGCCUGGUCCGCCCUGAGACGCGGCGUGGAAACGUGCGGGGAACAAGUCACAGCCCUGCGGCGGCGGCGAGGAGAGCCCGCGGCUUAGGUUGCAGUUUCCAUUCCCGGGAUGCGCUCUGCUCCGCUCCCGCGUUCCGUGGCGCCUGACUCACCGCAGCUGCUUCCGGUUUUAUAUAUAAAUAUAUGAUAUAAACUUUUUAAAUAAUUUAUAAACCUUACCCAACCCUAGGCUGACUGUCGGCAGCGUGAGUGCGGGCUCUGCACCGCGUCAUCCGUGGUGGCGAGCUAGUCCUGCCACUGCGCGGGAGGCACCGACAGCCUGGGCCGCACGCUGUGCACCUGCGCACGCCGCCGGGUGGGGACACGCGUGCACCCUGCUGGUUUAACUUCAGAACACUACCACGCCCUCCGCGGGGGCGUCGCUGCGUCUGCUCGUGGGCUCACUACCGCUGCCGGCGACUCGCGUGUCCGGCCGCUCUGUCCACGCCGCGCAGUCCGCGGGGCCGUCCCGAAGGCCUCGGCUCCUAAGCAAUAAAAUUGACCCUGGUGAAGCCUGC
Messenger RNA from Ochotona princeps (American pika), 2166 nucleotides. RefSeq names its product inositol polyphosphate-5-phosphatase A (gene INPP5A). Gene Ontology annotation, biological process: phosphatidylinositol dephosphorylation. The coding region runs from base 264 to 1502 and encodes 412 amino acids. The record is from RefSeq and is a predicted model, not a curated record. Gene Ontology annotation, molecular function: inositol-polyphosphate 5-phosphatase activity. The transcript has 16 exons. NCBI's taxonomy places the organism in Eukaryota, Metazoa, Chordata, Mammalia, Lagomorpha, Ochotonidae.